AUGGACUUUGGAUUGUUUACUACUUGGAACGCUGUUUACGAAGGCGGCAUGGUCCCUUGGGACCCCGAAUAUCAGGGCGGCAAGCUCCUGGAAGCCGAGGCUUACAAGCAGAACUUCCGGGAAAUCGAUCACAUCGAGGACGCGGGCUGGGACUACGUCUGGUUCGGCGGCGGUCAUUUCUCCACCCAGGGCAGCAUGGACCCCCAGUCCCUCAUGCUGUCGUCCGUUAUCGCCAACCACACCAAGAACUUAAAGAUUGGGACAUCCAUCCACCGCCCGACCCUACGGUUACCCGGUGAAACACCGUCGCCGCGGGCGUUGCCCCACGAAAGGUAUGCCUUUGACAACCUCCAGCCCGAGGACCCCUUCCAGGUCGCGGAACAGGUUGCCAUCGUUGACCAGAUCAGCGAGGGACGCUUCAUCUACGGAGCAGGGGCCCGCACUCGCGGCUCUGCCGAGCGCCGGGAGUACUUUUUCGAGUACCUCGAACUGCUCAAGCAGCUGUGGGAAGAGGACAGAUUUUCCGGUUUCGAGGGCAAGCACUUCAAUUAUCCCGCGUUCUACGAGAGCUACAUGAGCAUCCCCAAGCCGGUGCAGAGGCCCAUGCCAAUGUUGCUACCCGUGGACAGCCAGGAGAGCUUCGUGCCAAUGGGCGAGCAGGGGUACCGCAUCGCCAUCGGCGCCGGCAGUUCCCCUCACAACCUGCGGGGCUCCGCCAUCCUACGCGAGGACGUCAAUGCCUACCGCAAGGCGUGGAUAGACGCCGGGCAUGAAGGAGAGCCUAGCACCGUAGUACGGGUGCCCACUCUCGUUGCCAACACCCAGGAAAAAGCCGACCGCCGGGUCGAAAACCUCAUGGACCUCGCCCGCAUCUAUUACUCGGGCCGUACGGCCAUCGGCAGCACCGACGCCGGCAGCGCCGGCCCCGAAGCCACCCAGGAAGUCAACCUCUUCGGAACGCCGGAAGAGGUGGUCGAGAAAAUCCACAUGUUCAGGGAGGCUUUCACUACCGACGAAAUUAUGUUCGAGUGCAACUGGACAUCAUCCGUCCCCCGGGAAGUAGUUAUGGAAACCCUAAAGUGCCUCUCCGAAGACGUCAUCCCCCACUUCAAGUAG
Messenger RNA from Geodia barretti, 1116 nucleotides. Lineage: Eukaryota; Metazoa; Porifera; Demospongiae; Tetractinellida; Geodiidae. The record is from the annotation of a GenBank genome assembly.